UAAGAGAAGGAAGGAGAGCCAUCUCUGAUGAGAUUAGGGCAACACUUAUUGUUGAUCAUGUAAUCAACCACGGAUUGACCAUGAGAGAGGCUGGACUGAGAGUCCAGCCCAACUUGAGUCGAUUUACAGUGGCGUCCAUAAUUCGAACCUUCAAAAAUGAGAACAGAGUGGAAAGGCAAAGACAUCAUCGCGGACGAGGACGCUUGUUUACAGAUGUACAAGAGACUGCAAUUAUAAAUAUGGUUUUGGCCAACAAUGCAAUUAGGAUUCGAGAGAUAAGAGAGCAUAUCUUGAAUAAUGACACCAUAUUCAACAACAUCAAUACUGUAAGCCAGUCGACCAUACAACGCAUCCUCCAGCGGCACCAAGUGACGAUGAAACAACUUUACAAGGUGCCAUUUAAGAGAAACUCUGACAGAGUCAAGAAUCUGCGACAUGACUUUGUAGAGAGAGUAUUGGAGAUGGAUGCCCAUGUAAUUCGCCACAAAUUUAUUUAUGUGGACAACACCGGCCAUAUACUCACUUUUCUGGAUGCAAUUCACACAAUGCUUGUCCCUGAUCCAGAUCAGGUGCCUGCUAGAUUUGUGGUUAUAUGGGACAAUGUUAGUUUUCACCGGGCUGUUCUGGUCCAAAACUGGUUUGCCACCCAUCCACAAUUUGUAGUUUUGUACCUACCCCCAUAUUCACCUUUUCUAAAUCCCAUUGAGGAAUUCUUCUCAGCCUGGCGCUGGAAAGUGUAUGAUCGCCAACCCUUUGCCCGCAUGCCGCUUCUCCAGGCAAUGGAGGACGCAUGUGGGGACAUAGAGGUGGCCUCUGUCCAAGGUUGGAUACGCCAUGCUAGGAGAUACUUCCCUUGAUGUUUGGCAAGAGAAAACGUAUCUUGUGAUGUGGACGAAGUAUUGUGGC
This is a messenger RNA of Megalobrama amblycephala (Wuchang bream), 906 nucleotides long. RefSeq lists its product as uncharacterized. Lineage: Eukaryota; Metazoa; Chordata; Actinopteri; Cypriniformes; Xenocyprididae. The coding region runs from base 81 to 857 and encodes 258 amino acids. The record is from RefSeq and is a predicted model, not a curated record. The transcript has 3 exons. Gene Ontology annotation, molecular function: nucleic acid binding.